AUGAAAAACAAAAUUACGCUAAACAUAUUUAUUAGAAUUGGCAUGUUUGCCAUUAUAUCAUGGAUAUGCAAUUUUAACAAUUAUGUGUUUAUAUUUAACAAAUCUUUGGAUCGAAUGUGUAACUAUGAUAGGGAAACAUAUACAAGAAAUUAUAGAUUACUAUCAAAAUAUAAAGAGGAUAAUGAUUCAAAUAAUCUAUGGUUAAAAGGAAAGUUUCCCAAUAAUGAAGUCAUUGGACAAAAAAUCACAUCUACUAAUGAAGGAGGGACUAAGAGAAAAAAUAAUCAAUCAUAUAAAUGUUCAUUAAAUAAAGCACAAUAUUACACAGAAGUUAUAGAUUAUAAUAAUGGAAUGUUUGAUGGAAAACAUUUCCAUUUUCAAAAGAAAUGGGUAAAAAAAAAAGAUUAUGAUACUUCUCUAGAAAAAAAGAACAGAAUUGGUGAUAUAUCUUUAAAAAAAAUAAAAUUUAGAAGUUAUAAAUUUGGAAUUGCCAUAUUAUUAGUUUUUUUUCUAUUGGGAAUAGGAUUACCGGUAUCCAGUGCAUUUGGGCUUUCCGAUGGUAGUGUCACAGAAAAAAAUGAUAUUUUAUCUUUUCUUGAAAGUACGCUAGGUUUAGGUAGUGAAACAAAUGCUUAUAUAUUAUUAUUUUUAGUAACGUUCAUUAUGUUAGCAGUCUUGAUUAUAAUAGCUAUUUAUAAGAUCUUAAGAAAUAAUGAAAAAUAUCAAAAAAUUAAGUUGAUGAUGGAGUAA
Molecule: messenger RNA, 750 nt
Organism: Plasmodium malariae
Lineage: Eukaryota; Apicomplexa; Aconoidasida; Haemosporida; Plasmodiidae
Product: fam-m protein
Exons: 2
Coding region: 1-750 (249 amino acids)
Source: RefSeq, a predicted model, not a curated record